This is a messenger RNA of Cetraspora pellucida, 127 nucleotides long. The record is from the annotation of a GenBank genome assembly. NCBI's taxonomy places the organism in Eukaryota, Fungi, Glomeromycota, Glomeromycetes, Diversisporales, Gigasporaceae.
AUGCCAAGAAUUAAUGAAGAAGGUUUUAAAAAAAUUCUUGCCUGCUAUGAGUCAGAAAAAUCACAUCUUGAAGCAAUACUUGGGCAAGACAUGUAUAAAACAGAGCAACAUGUAGCUUCUGGACAUG